AAAAAAGAUGGAGUGAGAUGUUUUGGCGAGUUGCCGGGGGGUUUAGUCGUGUCGGGCUAGUUGGGGGGUUUUGCGUUAGUAGGGUUUCUUUCGGUGUCUAUUUUGGAGUUUAGACUAUCUACUUGCAGAUUAAUGUCUAAAUUCUUUGCUCCAGUACCCGAUUUGAUUUUUUCUUCCCAAUUAAGCUGCCGCUCUCCUCAUUCUUCAUCAAUAUCUUGGGGCCAUUCUUUUUUUUGCUCUGUAUUUUUUAAUUUUCUUUGACGGCUUAUACAAUAUAUACAAACAUAUGAGUCGUCAAUCUUGAUCUUCCAUUGUAAUCAAUUCAAAUUUCAAUCUGGUUGUUGUUGAUACUGGAUACUGAUCAACAGUACACCUUCUAUCAGGCUUGCUUGGUCUGCAUUGAUUUUUGUCUCUCUCUAAUUUGGCAAAUCACCGAAGCUAGCCACACUAAAACGAAACUUCAAGAAGGAAACAAGAGUUCAUAUACUCACACAUACACAAUUUCCUGGUUUUAUUGGAAAGAAAAGGAUGAGCUUUCCUGAUCUCACACCACCACCACCACCACAUUCCUUUGUCUCAUUGCCAUAUGCUGGAGGUGAUAUGGCAAGCAUCUGGCCUCCACUGCAGAUGAAACAAGAACAGCUUGAGCUGUAUCCUCAAUUUGAGAAUGAGCCCCCUUUUAAAAGAUCAAGAAGUUCUGAUACCAACCCACCAAAUUCUUCAACUUUCCAAAAUCUGAAAGUGAAUCCACCAAAUCUCCCUGGAAAAGGAUCAAACCAUAUAUUUUACAAGACGCGGAUGUGUAUGAAGUUCUUGGAAGGGAGCUGUAGGAAUGGUGAGCACUGUACUUUUGCCCAUGGUCCUGAUGAUCUGCGAGAACCCCCUCCUAAUUGGCAGGACAUCAUUCGUGAAAAAGAUAGAGGAGCUGGGAACUGGAACAGUAGUGAUCAGAAAGCAAUGCAUAGGAUGAAGAUCUGCAAGAAGUAUUACAAUGGAGAGGAAUGCCCUUAUGGAGAGAGGUGUAAUUUUCUACAUGAGCGUUCGCCUCAAUUUAUUAAGAAUGAUAUUACAAGAGAUCAGAGAGAGAGUUCUGCUAUAAGGAUUGGAACUAGUGGUCAUGUGUUGGGGAAGAGAAGUGAUUCUGAUCAGUUUGAGAUUAACCAGCAUUCACUUGUUGAUCUAGACACUUACCGAAUUAAAUCUACAUCCUGGAAAACAAGGAUAUGUAGCAAGUGGGAAAUCACAGGCCAGUGCCCAUUUGGCGAUAGAUGUCACUAUGCUCAUGGCCAGUCAGAGUUAAAUUCUCCUGCUGUAAGAAAUGAGAUUGAAGCAACAUCAACUUUUGCUUCCAUCCAAAUCAAGCCUCAUUUUCCUGUGGUCGAUCAGCCCCAUGCAAAUGUUGUGCCAUGUCCUCAGGUGAAUGAACAGCAUGAAGAGGGCAAGAAGUUCUUGAAAUGGAAACCAGGCAAAAAAAUCUGUCCGAUAUAUGCUGAUUGGAUUGACGAUCUAGUCCCUCCACACCUCUUGGCUGGUAAAGUGGACGCUGAAUUCUGAACUCAGGAAUGUGUCGUGAUGUCUUUUCUUUAGAUACUGGAGGGAUAAUGUGAUAUAGAGAAAUCAAGAUGGAAAGCCGCCCCUCUUUUCUUUUUUUCUUUUCAGUACCUCACUGCAACUUUUCUAUUCAUUGAGUUUUGAUUAACCUUUUUAUAUAUAUAUAUAUAUAUAUAUAUAUAUAUAUAUAUAUAUAUAUAUUUGAGUUUUGGAGUUGUGAUUGAGUUUGCAUAUUUUUUCUAGUAAAGAGUUGUAAUAAGAUUACUUGAUGGGGUUCUCCUCAUAAUGAUACUUCCAAACAAUUUUUAUCCUAUUU
Cuscuta europaea is the source of this 1867-nucleotide messenger RNA. Lineage: Eukaryota; Viridiplantae; Streptophyta; Magnoliopsida; Solanales; Convolvulaceae. The record is from the annotation of a GenBank genome assembly.